Messenger RNA from Coregonus sp. 'balchen', 12817 nucleotides. The record is from the annotation of a GenBank genome assembly. Lineage: Eukaryota; Metazoa; Chordata; Actinopteri; Salmoniformes; Salmonidae.
GGUCUUCCUCGUGUGCCUAGAAGUCAGAAAACAUCACUGGCUGGAUGCUUCAGUCUAGGAAUUAGCAACAUUAUUCAAGUAAGAUAAGCAAUUCGGAAACGUAUACAUCAUCAAUUUGUAAACGAAAUGGUUAUCAAUCAGUCACAAAACAUGUUUUUGCUUGUGUUACUGUGUAAUUUAGUUGGUUAGCGAUGCUGUGGAACACCACGUGGGCCUAGCUAGCCAGCUAACGUACUGCAGCGGAACUUGGCUAUGGUCACUGGAUCUCACCAAGUCUUCUAACAAAUGUAGUUGUCAGAAUUGACUUAACUAGCUAGUUAUUACAAUAGUACUAGUAACUGUUUUAUACAUUGUUUUGUAUGUUGUAACUAUAAUGUAGCCUGGUCCCAGAUCUGUUUGUGCUCUUGCCUAACGUUACUCCUUUGCUGUCCUUGUCAAGCCAAACAGGACAAUUCCAUAAGGAGUUUGCAAGGGGGCAGACACAGACUGGCACCCAGGGUUGCUAUAAUGCACAUUGUACACUUGUUGCACUGUUUAGCCUACAUUAUGCUGAUACUCUUGCCCUUCUGAAAUGCAUUGAAGUCAAAAGGGCUAACAUUAGCUGAUGCUCCAGUUGUUGUCAUCCCUUGUCUGUUCUCCAAUCCACCAUCAUCACUAUCUCAUCCUCCCUAUCUCAUCCUGCCUAGCCUGUGAUAUCGCCCUGAUCUUGCGACCAUGGGGUUGACCAAGCAGUACCUGCGCUAUGCUGCCAGCGCCGUGUUUGGAGUAAUAGGGAGCCAGAAGGCCAACAUCGCCUUUGUCACCAUGCGAGGAGGGGAGAGAGGACGCUUUGUGGCUGUGGCUGCCUGCGAGCAUGUCUUCAUAUGGGACGUGCGUAAAGCAGAGAAGGUGAGAGACUUGCGAUGAUCUGUUCAUGUAGUGUUGACAGUGGAUUUGUCAGUAGGCUACUGCUGCUGUCAUAGCCAAUAUCAGGGUCAUCAUUGCUGACAGUGCUCUUAUAACUGGGCAUGAAAUGUCCUAACCAAUGGCUAUCGAUAACUCAAAUAAGAUGACUUGGCCAGUGAUACCAAAUUGUAACUCUAUGUAUCACCAGUAUUUCCUCAUAGUGAGAGAUGACAUAUUAGGUUAAUGUCUUUCUUUGAAACUGUCUCCUCUGUCCCAAGGUUCUUAUUCUCAAGGGGAACAAGCACGAGGUGACGUACCUCUGCUCCUCCCCUGAUGGUGUCCAUGUUGCCGUGGGUUAUGAGGACGGGGCAGUGCGCAUCUUCAGCCUAUUGAACGGCGAGAGCAAUGUGUCCUUCAACGGGCACAAGUCCGCAGUCACUGUGAUCCGUUAUGACACUCUCGGUGCUCGGCUGGUGACCGGAUCCAGGGUAAGAACAGAACUAUGCUGCCAUAGAGAUGGCAAGAUCCCUAGGAUGACCACCGUCGUGACGUCAUGGUUAAGCUAAGGCUUUUGCAUUUAAAAUAUGAUUAGUAAUAUGUCCAUUAUUAUCUCCUUUCCUUUCAGGACACGGAUGUGAUUGUGUGGGAUGUGAUCAACGAGUGUGGUCUGUACCGACUGAAAGGACACAAAGACGCUGUCACACAGGCCCUGUUCCUCAAAGACAAGAACCUCCUGGUCUCCAGGUAGUACACCACUCAUAUGUAGGGCUCUGAGUUUCUGUCUCGGCCUUUGGUACUGUUAAGGCAUCAGCAUGCUUCGGUUCGAACUCGGCUAGGCAAACUGAACGAGUGUGCUCGCAUACUCUCUUAAAGGUCCUGAACAGUCAUUCUAAAAAGUACUUUUUCUCUCAUGGCUAACUACCAGGAAGUUUGAAAAGACUGGCUGAGUUGGCAGGGAGCUUAUAUUCAUGAGCUCGCCUUGACUGACAGCUCUUUGAAACGCCUAUGUCAGGGAACUUGGAUGCAGUGUUGCAGUGUUGCAGUAAAAUCAUCUCAAACAAAUUUGGUGAUACACAAAGCAACUCAAACAACAUUGAAAUUGCAUCAAAGAUAUCACUGUUCUUUUUAUACAUCUCCUGUUUGGCAUGUCUCUUGUAAUGCGGUUCACAGCAGCACUGACGGAUGUGAUGACUUAUCAACUGCUUCAGAGUUUUGAACGCCCCCUCCCCCCUUUUUGUUCCAUGCUGGCUGAAUAUCAUGUUACCAUUGGUGUAUUAAAAUGAGACUUAAGGUGAUGUCACCUUGUCCACUUAAUAAUGAAUCCAAGUGUUUGACAUGGGGAGGGGACCAGUAACUUUAUGAUCAAACUUUAUCAAUGUAGAACAUUUUUCAUACUUUGGUUAGGUUUCCUUCAAAUAUCAUCAAAUUUUAUGAAAACCAUGGUUUUUACUGUUCAUGUCCUUUAAAAGACCGUCACUUGAAAAACACAGCAAUAGUACUGUUUGUUCAUUUUGAGACGCCGUAGCCAGAAUACACUUCCUCAAAAUAGUCAGAAUUACUCAAAGAUAACUCAAGAAGUCGGUCAUUAAUUUUGAAGGUUUUGCAGAGGAGAUCUUAGUCACAUAAUUUUACAUCUAACUAAGAUGUUUGGUGCAGUAUUUCUCAAGUGGAAAAAUUUGCAUUAGAACACUUUAUUGAAGAAUCCCUACUGUUGACCAAUCACCAACGAAGGGGCGUAGACUUCGGCUACCGACUUUGACUUGCCUCGAGCCAAAAUGUUGUGUGCACGAACAGCCUAAAAAACCCUUGCCAAAGACCAAAACGAACAAAAACUUCACAAAAUGUCGUCAUAAUAUAGGCAUGAACUGUUUCGGGAAGCAUUCGGAAGCCUUUAGUGUUCUAGCGUUGAGAGACGAGGGGCGCAGGUUGGAUGCCAGCUAGGGAAAGUUACCGCCCCCUGACUUUGCUGCAAUACUGUGGUUCUCGAUGUCUGAAUGGUCUUUCUGUUGUUUUCUCCAGCUCAAAGGACAGCUUUGUAAAGUGGUGGGACCUGGACACCCAGCACUGCUUUAAGACCAUGCUGGGACAUCGCAGUGAGGUGAGUGCUUCCUGUCUAGCUUAACAUUUGAUUAUGUCACACGUGUUGUUGACAUUGGAUGGUGUUCUAAGAGGUUAUUGGGUCACUUGUCUGAUUUAGAUAAGUGUCUCUCAAAGAUGACUCGAUCUGAUUGGAUCACCUUGGUUGUGUGUUUGUCAGGUGUGGGGGAUGGCACUGCUGAACCAAGAGAGUAGAUUGAUAACAGGCUCAGCCGACAGUGAGCUCCGGGCCUGGGACAUCAACUACCUACAGGAGGUAAGCACAGAGAAGAGCUACAAUGAGCCUUCUACACACAUAACUACAUAUAUUGGACAAUAAUGAAAAAGUUAAAAAUAUCUUAUCUGAAUAAAAUGCUAGUUGAGUCCUUCUCUCUCGGAUUGUGCGUCGUUCAGGGCAAAGAGGCUGGUGAACCGAAGGAGAAGAAAGGGAAAAGCCUGCUUGAUGAUGAGGAGGAGGAAGUUGUGGACGAGAGCCCUGAGGAGGUACGACAGACUAUGAUCCUCUACUGGGCAAAAUACCACAAUUGGUUACCUACAGCACUAGUUAAUCAGUUAAUCUAGAAAAAACUCUGACGAAGUAUUGUAGCUAGUAAUGAAUGUCAUAUUUACUGUCUAAUAGCAUGUGUAUCUGACAUCUGUGUCUGUUUCAUACUUUUCUCUCUCUCUCUCACUCACUCACUCAGAGGAUCCUGAGUUGUAAGAAAGCUGGCUCUUUACUGAGAGAGGCCAGGGACAGGGUGGUCUCCAUGACUACUGAUGCCAAGGCAAAGGUCCUGGCGUGCCAUGUAAGUAUUGACCUUUGACCAUUUAAUGUUGGUACAGUGUCACUUACCCUCCAGUCAUAUUGAUUUAUUGUCAUACAUUUCUCAGAUCACUAAUAUGUGUGUUCUUCCCUCUGAUCUUUCCUCCUUUUCCCCAUCCCCCUCUUUGGUUAGGGCUCAGACGCAGUGCUGGAGGUGUUCAGUGUGCUGCCAGAGGACGAGGUGGAGAGGGUGAUGGCCAAGAAGCUGAAGAGAGCCAAGAAGAAGGCCAGGUAUGUCGCACACAGUAGAGAUCACACUGUCACCUCAGUCACGGCAGGGACCAGUCUGCAGAUGUAGCCAAAGUUGGGCCAGACAGAUACUGCAAAGCCUUCAGAGAUGAUUUGAAAAAAUAAAACGUGGAAUCUAAUUCCAAUCAAACUACCGUAAAUACUUCCAAUGUUUAUGAAUACAGUUAUGUUGAUGAAAUUGGUGAAAUGUAAAGAUGAGGUGCUGCUGCCCCCUGGUGUAGGGAUGCACAGGGUGCAGAGGAGGACGCCGCUCCAGAUCCUGUGGUGGAAAGGAAACUAGCAAAUGAGAUUGUGAGACUGACCAACAUCAAGGCCUCCGCCAAGAUCAGGUACACAGCAACACACAUGCGCACACACACGCACACUCACACACUCAAGCAACCAACCAACAUUUUGUGUCACGUAUAUCCCAGAUGGGUGGACUGCUUGCUGUGUGCGGGUGGGGAGUUGAAGGUAGCCAUGCUGCUCCAGAACAACACAGUGGAAACCUACAGCCUCAAGACGUCUGACAAAAACCCCACGGUCACUAAGACCUCCCGGCUCACACUGGGAGGCCACCGCACCGAUGCCCGCACGCUGGCCUUCAGCUCAGACAACAUCGCUGUCCUCUCCGCCUCCGGGGACACCGUCAAAGUCUGGAACAGGUGGGAAUGUCAGUUCACACAGGACUGGGAUUGACCUGACCAUGUGGUUUCACUGUACAAGUUAAAUCUAGUUAAUUAAACUGGCUUUCCAGCAUCUUUUAAAGGUGACUCACAUUAUGACACCUAGACACAUACUGUAUUAUAAGCAGUUUUUUACAUUCUGAUUGGGUGUCUAACGGGAAGUCUCUCCCCCUGUCACAGGUCUACCCUGCAGGUGAUUCGCACCAUGGAGUGUGAGUACGCCCUCUGCUCCCUGUUCGUCCCUGGAGACAGGCAGAUCAUCCUAGGAACCAAGGUAACACACAUGCAUGCACACACUAACAUACACCAAACUACUGCAGAUGUGUAUUAUCCAGUAUUAAACUAUUGCGUGUAACCCAGGCUAACCUUCUCUCUCUCCGAUCAGAGUGGUAAGAUUCAGAUCUUUGACCUGGCAUCAGGAACCCUCCUGGAGACUGUCGACGCCCAUAACGGAGCUCUGUGGUCCCUCUGUCUGUCUCCUGAUCAGGUAUUGUCUGUCUCGGUCUGUGUAUCUCCCUGUCCAUGUUCAACAUCAUCCACAAUACAUGUAGCGUUUUCAUGAGUCUCAUCUUCUAAAGUGCCAAUCUCCAUUACAACUCCAUAGGCCCCUUAUCUGUAGACAAAAGUCCAUACAAUUGUAUUUGUGUUCAAACAUUCCCAUUAGCUCUGACUGUUUAUUUGACUGUAAUGAUGUGGUUUCCUCAGAGGGGGAUAGUGACGGGCGGGGCUGACAAGACGGUGAAGUUCUGGGAGUUUGAGCUGAUUAAGGACAAAGAUGCUACACAGAAGUACGCCAAGUUUUAUUCCUUCUGUUUCACAUAGUGUCAAUAACACUUAGAAUGCUGUUUCAUGCUAGAGGCAACUAGUUCUGUGCCCAGUCAGGCUGCAUGCUGUUAUUCAAGUGAGCUUUUAUUGAGUGAGCACUUGAUUGGAGUUUCUGUUGACUCUGCUCUAAUUGUUUGUGUUUGUGUGUUGCAGGAGGCUGACGGUGAAACACAUGCGUACACUGCAGCUGGAUGAGGAAGUGUUGUGUGUGAAAUAUUCUCCUGACCAGAGACUGUUGGCUGUCUCCCUGCUGGACUGCACUGUCAAGGUCUUCUACACAGACACACUGAAGUUCUUCUUGUCUCUGUAUGGACACAAGCUGCCUGUGCUCUGCCUGGACAUCUCUCAUGUGAGUACCGGUACUCAUCCUAGCAACACCAAACUAAAUGAUAAACGAAUGUAAUGUGUGACAGUAGAUGAAAUGGAAUGUGCAUACUUGAGUGUGUGUUGGUUAAAGUAUGUGUCCAAUCUGUCUUGACUCUGAAUGUUGCUUCUUCUCCAUCUCAGGACAGUGCCUUGAUAGCAACCGGCUCUGCAGACAGAAACGUCAAGAUCUGGGGUCUGGACUUUGGGGACUGUCACCGAUCUAUGUUUGCCCACGAUGACAGGUACAGAAAAAAAUAUUACGUGUGUGUGUGUGUGAAUGUAUGUAUGUAUAUGUGUGUGUGUGUGUGUGUGUGUGUGUGUGUGUAUAUAUAUAUAUAUAUAUAUAUAUAUAUAUAUAUAUAUAUAUAUAUAUAUAUAUAUAUAUACAUACAUACAGUGGGGAAAAAAAGUAUUUAGUCAGCCACCAAUUGUGCAAGUUCUCCCACUUAAAAAGAUCAGAUAGGCCUGUAAUUUUCAUCAUAGGUACACGUCAACUAUGACAGACAAAUUGAGGGAAAAAAAUCCAGAAAAUCACAUUGUAGGAUUUUUUAUGAAUUUAUUUGCAAAUAAUGGUGGAAAAUAAGUAUUUGGUCACCUACAAACAAGCAAGAUUUCUGGCUCUCACAGACCUGUAACUUCUUCUUUAAGAGGCUCCUCUGUCCUCCACUCGUUACCUGUAUUAAUGGCACCUGUUUGAACUUGUUAUCAGUAUAAAAGACACCUGUCCACAACCUCAAACAGUCACACUCCAAACUCCACUAUGGCCAAGACCAAAGAGCUGUCAAAGGACACCAGAAACAAAAUUGUAGACCUGCACCAGGCUGGGAAGACUGAAUCUGCAAUAGGUAAGCAGCUUGGUUUGAAGAAAUCAACUGUGGGAGCAAUUAUUAGGAAAUGGAAGACAUACAAGACCACUGAUAAUCUCCCUCGAUCUGGGGCUCCACGCAAGAUCUCACCCCGUGGGGUCAAAAUGAUCACAAGAACGGUGAGCAAAAAUCCCAGAACCACACGGGGGGACCUAGUGAAUGACCUGCAGAGAGCUGGGACCAAAGUAACAAAGCCUACCAUCAGUAACACACUACGCCGCCAGGGACUCAAAUCCUGCAGUGCAAGACGUGUCCCCCUGCUUAAGCCAGUACAUGUCCAGGCCCGUCUGAAGUUUGCUAGAGUGCAUUUGGAUGAUCCAGAAGAGGAUUGGGAGAAUGUCAUAUGGUCAGAUGAAACCAAAAUAGAACUUUUUGGUAAAAACUCAACUCGUCGUGUUUGGAGGACAAAGAAUGCUGAGUUGCAUCCAAAGAACACCAUACCUACUGUGAAGCAUGGGGGUGGAAACAUCAUGCUUUGGGGCUGUUUUUCUGCAAAGGGACCAGGACGACUGAUCCGUGUAAAGGAAAGAAUGAAUGGGGCCAUGUAUCGUGAGAUUUUGAGUGAAAACCUCCUUCCAUCAGCAAGGGCAUUGAAGAUGAAACGUGGCUGGGUCUUUCAGCAUGACAAUGAUCCCAAACACACCACCCGGGCAACGAAGGAGUGGCUUCGUAAGAAGCAUUUCAAGGUUCUGGAGUGGCCUAGCCAGUCUCCAGAUCUCAACCCCAUAGAAAAUCUUUGGAGGGAGUUGAAAGUCCGUGUUGCCCAGCGACAGCCCCAAAACAUCACUGCUCUAGAGGAGAUCUGCAUGGAGGAAUGGGCCAAAAUACCAGCAACAGUGUGUGAAAACCUUGUGAAGACUUACAGAAAACGUUUGACCUGUGUCAUUGCCAACAAAGGGUAUAUAACAAAGUAUUGAGAAACUUUUGUUAUUGACCAAAUACUUAUUUUCCAUCAUAAUUUGCAAAUAAAUUCAUUAAAAAUCCUACAAUGUGAUUUUCUGGAUUUUUUUUUCUCAUUUUGUCUGUCAUAGUUGACGUGUACCUAUGAUGAAAAUUACAGGCCUCUCUCAUCUUUUUAAGUGGGAGAACUUGCACAAUUGGUGGCUGACUAAAUACUUUUUUCCCCCACUGUAUAUAUAUAUAUACAGUUGAAGUUGGAAGUUUACAUACACCUUAACCAAAUACAUUUAAACUCAGUUUUUCACAAUUCCUGACAUUUAAUCCUAGUAAAAAUUCAUUCCCUGUUUUAGGUCAGUUAGGAUCACCACUUUAUUUUAAGAAUGUGAAAUGUCAGAAUAAUAGUAGAGAUAAUUAUUUUAUUUCAGCUUUUAUUUCUUUCAUCACAUUCCCAGUGGGUCAGAAGUUUACAUACACUCAAUUCGUAUUUGAUAGCAUUGCCUUUAAAUUGUUUAACUUGGGUCAAACGUUUCGAGUAGCCUUCCACAAGCUUCCCACAAUAAGUUGGGUGAAUUUUGGCCCAUUCCUCCUGACAGAGCUGGUGUAACUGAGUCAGGUUUGUAGGCCUCCUUGCUCGCACACGCUUUUUCAGUUCUGCCCACACAUUUUCUGUAGGAUUGAGGUCAGGGCUUUGUGAUGGCCACUCCAAUACCUUGACUGUGAUGUCCUUAAGCCAUUUUGCCACAACUUUGGAAGUAUGCUUGGGGUCAUUGUCCAUUUGGAAGACCCAUUUGCGACCAAGCUUUAACUUCCUGACUGAUGUCUUGAGAUGUUGCUUCAUUUUACAUUUUAGUCAUUUAGCAGACGCUCUUAUCCAGAGCGACUUUUACAGUUAGUGAGUGCAUACAUUUCUUUUUUCAUACUGGCCCCCCGUGGGAAUCGAACCCACAACCCUGGCGUUGCAAGCGCCAUGCUCUACCAACUAAGCUACACAGGGCUUCAGUAUAUCCACAUAAUUUUACUUCCUCAUGAUGCCAUCUAUUUUGUGAAGUGCACCAGUCCCUCUUGCAGCAAAGCAUCCCCACAGCAUGAUGCUGCCACCCCCGUGCUUCACGGUUGGGAUGGUGUUCUUCGGCUUGCAAGCAUCCCCCUUAACGAUGGUCAUUAUGGCCAAACAGUUCUAUUUUUGUUUCAUCAGACCAGAGUACAUUUCUCCAAAAAGUACGAUCUUUGUCCCCAUGUGCAGUUGCAAACCGUAGUCUGGCUUUUUUAUGGCGGUUUUGGAGCAGUGGCUUCUUCCUUGCUGAGCGGCCUUUCAGGUUAUGUCGAUAUAGGACUCGUUUUACUGUGGAAAUAGAUACUUUUGUACCUGUUUCCUCCAGCAUCUUCACAAGGUCCUUUGCUGUUGUUCUGGGAUUGAUUUGCACUUUUUGCACCAAAGUACGUUCAUCUCUAGGAGACAGAACGCGCCUCCUUCCUGAGUGGUAUGACGGCUGCGUGGUCCCAUGGUGUUUAUACUUGCGUACUAUUGUUUGUACAAAUGAACGUGGUACCUUCAGGCGUUUGGAAAUUGCUCCCAAGGAUGAACCAGACUUGUGGAGGUCUACAAUUAUUUUUCUGAGGUCUUGGCUGAUUUCUUUUGAUUUGAUCAUGAUGUCAAGCAAAGAGGCACUGAGUUUGAAGGUAGGCCUUGAAAUACAUCCACAGGUACACCUCCAAUUGACUCAAAUGAUAUCAGAAGCUUCUAAAGCCAUGACAUCAUUUUCUGCAAUUUUCCAAGCUGUUUAAAGGCACAAUCAACUUAGUGUAUGUAAACUUCUGACCCACUGGAAUUGUGAUACAGUGAAAUAAUCUGUCAGUAAACAAUUGUUGGAAGAAUUAUUUGUGUCAUGCACAAAGUAGAUGUUCUAACCGACUUGCCAAAACUAUAGUUUGUUAACAAGAAAUUUGUGGAGUGGUUGAAAAACGAGUUUUAAUGACUCCGACCUAAGUGUAUGUAAACUUCCUGUAUAUCUUAAUAUGAAUAUAGAAUAUACUGCCAGAACACAUCAUCCUAAGCUGUCAGCCAUAUGGCCGGUGUAAAUGGCUCAAUGUGAAUGCUUGACCAACGGUCUUGAAUGAUAUUUAAUAGACGUUGGCUGCACUCUCUCCAUUUCCAGUAAAAUAUUUAAUUUCAUCUCCAGUUUCAGAAACAUUGUCCUUGUUAGCUGCCUCUGACCGAUGACAUCACCCCAUCUGCUCUUUCAUGUCGCCGUUUUUUCCAAUUUCUCAUCUGUUUUUUUUUCUCUCACUCUUGCUUUUCUCAGCGUCAUGUUCCUUCAGUUUGUCCCCAAAACCCAUCUGUUCUUCACAGCGGGGAAGGACAAGAAGAUCAAACAGUGGGACGCAGACAAGUUUGAGCACAUCCAGACCUUAGAGGUGACAUUCACUCCCAUGCUGUUAGCUACAUUUCCCAUAAGGAGAUGAGGCCUAGAGUUCCGGGAUAAAAAAAUUGUUGAAUAUUGAUAAAUGACAUAACCAAUUAUAAAAAUGCUUUUUCUUUCCCAUUGGUGGAAUUACAUUUCCCUUCCUUAAUUGACUAAAUUGAAAAUGGAUUUGACCCCACCCUAGUGUUGACCUUUAACAGCUGACCCCUGUGUGUGAUGUGCCAUCCUCAGGGUCACCAUCGGGAGGUGUGGUGUCUGGCCAUCAGUCCUAACGGGGACCACAUUGUGUCCUCGUCCCAUGACAAGUCCCUGAGGCUCUGGGAGAGGACCAGAGAACCGAUCAUCCUGGCGGAGGAGAGAGAGAUGGUGGGUAGUGGUGCCCCAGAAACAUGCUCUGUCUGUAGGUAAAAGGGAAGGGAGAUAGUGGACACCAAUCAGAUUUUAUCUUGAACUUUUUCACCCUCUCAAAUGUUUUUCUUUAGGAGAGAGAGGCUGAGUUUGAGGAGGGCAUGGCCAAAGGGGAUGAGCCUGUGGUAAGUGCUGACUUUACUUAAAACCAGUGGAAAUAAAAAGGUUAGUUUUCUCAGGGUCGUUUAGUGUCUGUCUCACUGACGUCUUGUGUGUCUCACAGGUUCCAGGAGAGAUCAAAGACGCAGAGGCAGCACCAGCGGCGAAGAAAACCAUAGAGACAGUCAAAGCUGUGAGUCUCCAUGUCAAAGAACUAGACUGCAGAGAUGGAGAGGUUGUGUGUGCACGUUCAGAUAGGUGUGUGUGUAGUUUGUAACGGCCGGUGUGUGUGUGUCUCUUCAGGCUGAGCGUGUCAUGGAGGCUCUGGAGCUGUACAGAUCAGAGAGCAGGAACAUGGAGGAGCAUCAGAUAGCAUGCCAGUCAUCCGGAAAACAGUUGCCUCCACCUAAGGCCAAUCCUAUCCUUGUGGCCUUUGGAAACGUUUCUGUACGUUUUUAAUUCCAUCUGAAAUUAUCAUGAUACAUACAUAGCCCAGGGUACUAGUUCUGUUCCUCACUAAUCUAUCAUGUUACCAUAGUAACCACAUCCUCCUGCCUCUUGCAGCCGUCUCGCUACGUCUUGGACGUGAUAAAGAAGGUCCGAUCCAGUGAGCUGGAGGUGUCUCUGCUGGUCCUGCCGUUCCCCUACAUCCCAGACCUGCUGUCUCUCUUCAACUGCUAUGUCCAGGACGGCCUGGAGGUGGAGCUAGUGUGCCGCUGCCUCUUCUUCCUGCUCAGGUACGCUAGCCUUUGACGCCAGGCUUCUCAAGUAGUGUGAAAACCUGGGGAAGUUCUCCUCAGGAAGAGGUGGAGUACGGUGGAGUCUAGAUUCAAACUAGUGACGCGUUGCCACUUAUCAAACCAAUCAACUAUUUUGCAUAGGUGGAGCUCCAAAAAGAUGUGCUGUUUCUGAAAAUAAUUCUGACUUGCAACAAGCUAGCUACAAUAAGAAAAAAAAUUAAGUUACUCUGCAUAGACUAAUAAAACUUUGUCCGACACAAGGUAGGAAAAGAGGCACAAACAAAAUGGGAAAAACAAGGAAAUGCCUCUCCUGAAGGGAAACGUCAUUUCUACUCAGUAUAUAAAAUGUGAGCGUUAACAGCCAGCGUUCUCCAGACUUACAAUAGUCGAGUCAACAAGACGAGAUUUGGAAGGAUGACCCCUCGACUACGGUUAUGCUAACAAACAAUCUCACACCAAUCAGAAGUGUUUGUCACUCAGUUUGUGUAUUUCUCCCAUAUGCAAACAACCUCACACAAGUGUAUGUCUGGUGUCUCCGAGGUACAUGAAGUGUGAGUGUGGGUAGAUGAGCCUCAUGUACAGUUUGUCAGGGUCUGUCCUCACUGUGCUUGUCCUUGUCUCUCCAGGAUCCACUUUGGCCAGAUCUCCAGUAACCAGAUGCUGCUGACCGUCAUAGACGAGCUGAGAACCAACACUAUCUCUAAAGUCAGAGAGAUCAGGGUGAGUCUAAUCAGAGAAUAUAGAAAAAUGUACUCUAAAGGCUGAUGUUCCACAAGUCAUAUAAAACUGUUAAUCUCUUCUGCUCCAGGAUGUUCUGGGAUUCAACAGUGCUGCUCUCCAGUUCCUCCAGAGGGAGGUCGAGAGCAAAGAGGAGGUAAUGUUCUUCGCUGACGCCACCGGCCGCCUCGAAGAGAGGAGGAGGAAGAGGAAGAAGAGAGAGAGAGCUAUUCUCACUAUCGCCUGAAUCACCACAGGAAUCAAACUUUUUAAAAAAUAAUUUAAAAAAAUAGCCCACAUGAUGACCAGUAGGCUACUGCAGGGGUGGCCUUAAGCAGAGAUUUACACUGUUAGUUUUUUAUCUGAACUGUUAUAGGAUCCUGAUAGGACAUAACACUGUGUUAUUCAAUGACAUGCUUCAUUUCCCAAAUAAACUGUCUGAGUUACUCAUGCCGAGCCUCGCUCCCUCAGGUUUUACAGAAGGCCUGUGAAUGAAUAAAUCCACUGCUCCCUAACUCAAGUCCAAAGGACGUAGUGUAUGUAUACACAGCAGAUCCCUCUGCAACCGCAGGCUCGUAUAAAACACAUUCAUAUAAAACUCCAUCUUUAAUAGAUACAUUUCAUGUUGGACUUUUCCCUCCCCGGUUGGUCUUAAGCUUCCUGUCACAUGGGGUUUGGACAGGUAUGAUUUAGGCCUGUUUCUCUGGGUCUUCCUGUAACACAGCCUAGGGGAGUGAUUCAUGGCUGGAUCAGGGCCAAACCGGACCAAAGUGGG